AAAGAAAAGGUCUAUCAGCAGGAAAAGAAAACCCACAGGAAGGCUGGAAACCGCCAUUGCAGGGGCUACAAAUACAGGAAACCACUCACCCUCUCUCCCACUUCCUCGCCCUCCAACCUCUCCUGAUCUCCUCCUCUGGUCCGCAUAGAGGAGCAGCUUGCCAGCCAAGGACACCGGAGCACGGGCACGGGCGCACGGCCAGCGCGAACCUCCUCCCCUCCCCUCUUCUUCCGUUUCCAACAGCGAGGCAUAGUGGAGAAGGCGAGGAGCAUGGCGCGCAAACUAGAGAUCCCCCAGUGGAAGCACGACGGCCUUCCGUCGCCGACGAGCCCGCUGGACCGCGCGUCGCCCCGUGGGUGGCGCCACCGCGACGCCGUCGGAGGCGUCGGGCUCGGGAUCCUGGCGGCGCUGGAGGCCGAGGGCCCGCUGCCCGGCGCCGGCGCCGCCGCCGCGCCGCGGGUGUCCAUCCCGCGGCGCGCGGCGCGGCUGGAGGUAUCGGAGCUCGCGUGCAGCGGGCGGUGCGCCACCAGUCUGUGCGGCGGCCCGGUGUCCGGCCGGGCCGGCGGCGGCGGUGGAGCGGCGUUCCGCGUGGCGGAGUUCCUCUCGUGCUGCGACAUGUGCCGCCGGGCGCUGGACGGGAAGGACGUCUUCAUGUACCGCGGGGAGCGCGCCUUCUGCAGCAUGGAGUGCCGGUACCACGCCAUCGUGAGCGACGAGUUCCGGGAGGCGGAGGAGGAGAAGGAGCGGAAGCGCCGCGCGGCGGCCGCCGACGUGCCCAGGAAGUCGGCCGCUGAGAUGGUGGCCGGCUCGCCGUGCAGCGGCGGCGGGCAGAUCUUCUUCACCACCGGCAUCGUCGUCGCAUGAUGGGCGCGCGGUGCGGAUCCGUCGUUCCGUCUAGUCUAGUGACGAAACAAAAAAAAAAUCCAGCUGGAGGAACCGGCGGACGCUGUAAGAUAAACAUGACAAAACUAAAAAAAAAGGAAGCACGAGAAAUAAGGGUGGGUGUGUUUGUGUAGAGAAAUGGGUGGGUGGGGGAAACUUUGUUCCUCCUCUCCUCCUCUUUGGUAGAGGAGGCAUCAUGAGGAUGGUGGGCGGGAUGAGAUGUUUUGUAGCAUAGUAGCAGGAGGGAAGGAGAGGGAUGAUGGCAAGUUUUCCAAGGAUUGUUGCUUCCCUUUUGUUUUCUCAUCUGUCUGCUCUGGCAAAAAGGAAUAACAUUCUUGUUCAAAUCCA
Molecule: messenger RNA, 1230 nt
Organism: Zea mays
Lineage: Eukaryota; Viridiplantae; Streptophyta; Magnoliopsida; Poales; Poaceae
Exons: 1
Coding region: 271-864 (197 amino acids)
Source: RefSeq, a predicted model, not a curated record